CAUGAUAAUUACGUAAAUUGGAACUACGCUCACAGUGUCGGCAUUCGUUUUGGAGUGUCGCCGCUGGCCUCGCAACGCUUGCACGCUUCGGGACUGCGUAUCGCAACGCUAAAGCGCAUGCACAAGCAUUCAGUGGCACAGAUGGACACUGCUUUGAGUCCCUGAGUACGCAAGCGCAAGCAACCGCUCUCGGAAGGCUGUCUUGCGCGCACGUUGCCGCCUCCUUUUCGCCUUUUGUCGGCGCGACGCUUGCGCUUCGAAGCAGGCAAGCAAAGCCCGGUCAGUUCAGGCGUUGAUAAGGACGACCGUUGGCGCUUUUGGUGCGAGCACUGGAGCCCGGUUGGCACCGCUCGCAAAACAGCCUCAAAGGCCCAACAUCGCGUCGUACGGGCCGUCGCUUGUUCGCUCGCUGAAGCGCUGCCGCCCCCACUUUGGCACGGCUAGUUACAGAGGGAGUUAUGCCUCUGAGUAGUAGGGGGGGCGGCGUGGCGCAGGGGCACAAAAUGCGGCAGAUGAGGAGGGCGUACGACCGAAGAAGCGUCCACUGGCGCGCCAGGGCAGCAGGCUGCGACGAGCUCAGUGGCGUUAUACCUAUACACAGUAACAAUUGCCUACACAAAACAUAGAUAUCGUAAACAGGCAUCUGAGGCUAACAACUUCGUUCAGCAUUCCUUCCGAGACCGCGAAAUUGUAUGGAGACCAGCGCGAGCAGUCCGCGCCGGCCGAGCCUGCUAGAAUGUGUUGCUUCACCAGCUCAGCCGUCCCCGUGCUCGCUUGAGAGCGCGAAAGAACAACGGCGCACCUGGUGGAGCUGCUUGUCGGAGCUCUCCUCCGCCGAUAACAGCAGCGGCGUGACCAGCAGCAGCAGUGCAGAAGGCGAUGGCGUGGACGUGGUCGCUCGGCUCCUGCGGGAGGCGCUACACUGCGUGCAGGGCGACGAGCAGUGGAAUUGCUCCGGAAUCGCCCAAAUGUUGCAACGAGCGCUCGAGAUGUCGGAGCGGGGCUGCGUGCAGUCGGCCCGCAAGGCGGCCGUCGGCCUGCUAGACUUCCACAAGAUGGUGGAGAAGUACCGGCAAGUUGUGGCGUCACGGACCAAGUCUUCCAGCAGCGGCUCAGGCAAGCGCGCUUCCGGCGAGGAAAUGGAAUCGGAUGCUAUGUCAGAGGACGCUUGCGGGCCGCUCAAGCGACAGCGCACUGGCUCGGGUCCCCUCGACGAGACGACGGUCGUUAUGGAGGAGACUGGCAGCGCGCACUUCGCUGUUCCUCACCUGCCUGCCAAAAAGGCACCAGCAGCGGUUCAGCAAGGCGAGGGUGUCGCGCCCAGCGCGAGCGCACCGGCUGCGCCUGCAACUUCCGUUUGGGCCGGAACGAUUUGGCAGAACGUUCCGAACGGUCGCGACCUGACCUACUGCAAGAUCAGCGUUCCGCUACCAAUAGAUGCGGCUAAGGAGCUAUCGGAGAGCAAGGAUCUAGAGAUUUCGCAGCUCGUGCCGCGGCGAGCAGUGAAGCUGGGCCGGCAUCGCGUGUGCAAGGUUUCCAUCACGGAGGCCUCGUCGUCGCAGACCGCCAAGCUCAAAUCCAUGGCGCAGAACGAGCUUGUAGCAGUAGCGCCGCUGGAGAACCACGGGCUCAUCUUCGUGCCCUACGUCGACAACCACGGCGGAGUGCGCCUGGUGUGCUUCUGCCUCGCACUGUAGUGAGGCCGAGCGCCGUGUGAGCCGCCGCAGCCCACUUGGGCUGCGACGGCCGUGUAGCUGGCUCCAGCACGACAUUGCGGCGGCAGGAGGCCGCAGCUGCUGCAGCCGCAGCCCGCCCGUCUGGUGCGCGGGCGAGCAGAAGACGGCGCAGCACCGCUGCCGCCUCACAAGGGCGGCCGCAGCGCGCUGCUUGGAGCACCAAACGCAGUUGACCUGUUACUACAUUACUCUGACGACCUUGCAGUGGAACCUAGCAAGAGCAGCAGGCAUUUGGCGUGCGGCGCGGGCGGCUCUUUACAGGGUCUUGCUCCUCGGCCCACUCGCCCACGCUCCGCGGCAGCGCUCAGCUACCGCGGGGCGCAAGCCCAUGCCGAGCCUGAUUGGAAACAUAGCGGAGCAGCUCUGACGAGGCUUGCCUGCCACACCUGUUUAGUACUUGUUAGGAGGAGCAACUUUGUACCAUUCUGAAGACCAUCAGCCGGCACUGUGGGUGUUGUAAGCGGUGUGUUGGGCCGGAGGCCCAUUCAAUGCCCCACGGGGCAGGUCUCAAUACGGCCACGACUCAUCCAUCAUUCACAUGCGCCGGAACGAGUGCCGCGUUUCGAGGUGAAGGUUUCAUUACAAUUGUAUCCGUUUGUCUGCGUAGCGCUCUGUAUCCUGGAGCACGCAAUGCGGCGCGAGGUUGUCGUAUGAGAGGGCCGGCGCGCAGGCUUGAGAGGCUAUUUAAUAGGCCGGAGGAGGGGAGGCAAGAGCGCUGAGUUCUAUGUCGGUGAUGUGUUUGUGUGGGGCGUCGCGGCACACCUUGCGGUGGGUGCGGGCGCGCCCCUGUUCGUGACGGGACGUGUGACCGGCGGAGAAGAAGAGAGACGCGUGAAAGAUGCUGUUUGGAGACUUGCGAACAGGAUUACGUAAGUGGAGGAGUUUACUGUGGUGGUACAUUGGAGGGUUCGCACCAGCAUGUGCAUCGAGAGUACGUGUGGUGCGUGGGCGGGGCGGGGUGGCCAUGAAAUCCGAUACAGCCGCAGGUAGGAACUAUCACGAUGGAUGGGUUCGAAGACAUAACAUGCGGCCUCCACGUAUGCCGCGGGGCCGGGCACGACCCGGCGUCGAAGUGCGCAUAACUUGGUCGUGUGGCAUUUGAUCAGGGGCAGCAGGGUAGCAGUUUCAAGGAUUGAUUUUUCGUGGGAGGCAUGGACCCCGGCUGACUGCGAGUUGUGGUUUGCGGCGCUGCGUCCAAUUUUGACUGUCCGGGCGUUUCGGUGCAUGACGGUUCGGGUUUGGUGCGAGCAGAUGCUAGCCGCUGAGCAUGGAUGACAAGACGGACGGUAGACAGGGUACGAGCCUACGAGGCAAAGGUCAUCAGAUUCAGUGGGAGCGGCGAGUGAUUGUGUUCGGGAGGAGCGUGGACUGGUUUGGAUUUGCGUAAUUUCCUUGUGUUUGCUUGCUUGGGGUCGUUUACUUAUUGACGGCUCGGCACGCCUGGCGCUCGAGUCCAGGAUGGUUGAGGUUUGCUUUUGAGUGUGGUCACAUAGAGGGAGGCGCACGCUGGACUGAGAGCAGGAGUGGAGGACAGUUGCCCCGGCCGCUGGUUUCCUGCGCCGCGCCGGGGUGUCACCCCCUGCCCCCCACCAGGAUAUGCUGCAGCACUCGCCUGAGCCCAACUGACCAGGGCAAUUAGCGCGUGGUGUGACAGUUCAUGCAAGGUUGUUCCGGGGUUGACACGAGGCAGUGAGCCUGGGGCCGAAGAGAACGUGAGUAGCCCCAGGCGUGUGAAGAGAUGCGUGGGUGAAGAGCGAAAGCAAAGCUGGCAAGGCUAGAUUCAUAGGUGCUGUGGACUAAGACAAUCAAAUGCUUUCGGACAAGCGGUGAACGAAGCGGUCGCGAGCUACACGAACCGCAAACAUGUGGCGGAGCCGCGACACGCCGCUUGGCUUUUUUUGUGUGUGCGUGUGUGAUGGAUCACCCAGGGGUCAUUUCAAGCCAAACACAAGUGGCUUCCCCAAGGGUACAUCAGAAUUGAGGUUGAUACGGAUGCCACGGAGGAGUGCGGACGACACUGUAACGGACCGCACUGCA
Messenger RNA from Chlamydomonas reinhardtii, 3773 nucleotides. RefSeq lists its product as uncharacterized. NCBI's taxonomy places the organism in Eukaryota, Viridiplantae, Chlorophyta, Chlorophyceae, Chlamydomonadales, Chlamydomonadaceae. The coding region runs from base 693 to 1697 and encodes 334 amino acids. The record is from RefSeq and is a predicted model, not a curated record. The transcript has 3 exons.